AUGCGCAAUCGUUUCAAACAAGCUGAAACUGAAACGGAUGAAUUUAUGGGAAAUUCCAUAAACGCAUAUAGACUGAUCAGGACAGUCGUACAGGAUUGGCCCAAUUGGCUGCAUUACGUGGAAGAGGAGGUGGGCUUAAAGGAAAUUGAAAGUCUGAAAUCUGUGCAGCUUGCCUUACCCACGUCAAACGACUUAAAACUGGCUGACGUUGGCCUAAGCCAAAUUGCUGACACAUACAAUUUAAUGCCAGAAGAUAUAGCAUCUGGACUAUUACUAGGCAAGCAGCAUGCAGCAUGCCUUGGUGCCCAAGAGUGCUGGAGUCUAGGCUUACACUAUUUCAACUCGAAAAGCUAUGAAGCUGCUGAGGAUUGCACUGUAUCUGCUUAUGCCAAGUUAGCGCCGUUUAAGAUGGAGCAACUCAGUCUGGAGCCAUAUAUAGCGCCUUAUCAUGGCUUUGCAACUAGACGUGAGAUGGACUUGCUUAAAGCCUUAGCUAAAGCUGAAUUGACACCAGCCAAAAUAUAUGAUGGAAAAAAGCUGUAUAUUGAUAAAGAACGUACCGCUACUUUAUCUUGGUUAACACAUAAGCAUGAUCUAGUGUUGCAAUUGUUUAAGCGCUUGGAGCUCAUAACUGGCAUCUGUCAAUAUGGAGGGCCACUGCAAGUUAGCAAUUAUGGCAUUGGCGGUUACUUUCAUGAGCAUCUAGACUUCUUUGAUGAGCUCAAUGACGUUGAUCAAGGAGGUGCUACAGUUUUUCCAAAAUUAAAUUUGACCGUACAACCGGAGUCAGUGUUCUGGCUUUCAUUUCACAAGAAAACUCAAGUCAACAUGUUUAGCUGCUGGUACCUGUUGCUAAUUGUGGCAUCUGUUAACUGCAAAGGCAAUAAAAUUAAAGACUUGAAAGUUAUAAAUGAAAAGAUAGUUGAGCAUAUAACAAGCUAUGCCGAUGAGUUGCAGCAAAAAUGUGAUGCCAUCAAUGAUGCAUUGGAUGAGUACAGCGAAGAGAUAAAAGCGGUGGAUGGCAAUGCCGAACAAUUCUUAUCGAAUCCUUUAUACGGCUUUAAGCUAAUACGUCAAAUGCACAAGGACGUGCCAGCUUGGCUGGAGUAUCUGGAAGCCCCAGUUGGCGACAAACAUUUGAUUGCGCUACAGGAACUUAUGGAAGACGUAAACCUUAAUAGUGUUUUCAAAUUGGCAUCAAAAGAAAUAUAUGCCAUUUUCAAAUUCUACAACUUUAAACCCAACGACUAUUUGCCGCCUAGAUAUGAAUUGAGGCUUUCAGCUGCGGAUUGCUACUAUGUGGGUGUGCAGCUAUACGAGGCCGAAGCAUACCACGAUGCAGCCGAAUGGCUUAUGGCGGCGGCUUCGGAAUACAGCUCAAUUCCUGCCAGAGAAAUGUUGACCGUGCCAGCUUGGCGCGUACUCGAAAUGCAGUCGAAAGUAUUCAUCCAUCUAAAUAAGUGGGAGGAAGCCAAGGCAGCGAUUGAUCUGGCUAUUGAUCAAUCUCCAAUGACCAUGGCUCUUUUUCUACAGCGCGAUCAGUUGGCUGUGCAUCCGAAUAGAAGAAAUAAAAAGCCUGUUCCAGCGCCGGCUUACAAACCCACCAAUCUGCAAUUACAGUGUCAAGGCCACUUAAAGCCUAAUCAAGAAUUGAUCUGUGAGAACAUGAAGUCAUCGACAUCCUUCCUGGAGUUAGCGCCCUUACGUUUAGAGGAAAUACUGAUGAGUCCAUAUGUGUUACUCUAUCAUGAUGUUAUAUAUGAGGAUGAGAUUGAGGACAUUAGGGUCGCCUUUGUCUUAUGCAAGGACAAGUUAGAUUUACCCGAGGGCAUGCGUGGAUGUCUCAUUCCGGAUAACCAUAGUGCGUCAACUAAGAAAGUAGCAGUGCGGACAUUGGACAUGACUGGACUCGACACGCAUGUUCCCGGUCUAUAUGUCAUAGAGUAUGGUCCACGUGAACUAUUCAAGAUAAUUGAAACCUUAAAGGCUAAGGAUAUGGCUAAAGAUGUAGAGGCUUCGGUUAUUAUAUUUAUGAAUGACGUUGCCGCGGGUGGUGCCUAUACAAAUAGUGAAGGUGAUUUCUCUGUCAUACCGCAUCGAGGCGAUGCUUUGGUCACAUUUAACGAAGGUGACUUUGAACAGUAUGUGUGCCCCAACUUAUUGGGCACAGGCUUUGACAACUUUGUAUUUGCUUUUCUAUUAUUCACUCGAAAAAUGUUUUCGUUAAGAGUCUUCUGUUAUGCUUUUAUCGUGGUCAUCAGUUUGUUUACAUUUACUAAUACAGUGGAUAAGGAUUAUUUAGGGUCUAUGAGCGAAAGGCUCUUAUUACAUAAGACCAAUAAAUUAAUAGUGCAGAGUCUCAAGCUCUAUGCGGACGUUUUGAAGCUGAAAAUUUAUACAUUAAAAAUACAUGCUAAAUAUUUAAAGAAUUUAACAAUGGAAAAUAAACUAUACUCGAAUCCAACAAAGCGUUACUCCUUAUUACGUUACAUGUUUUCCGGAUGCGUUCAGGCGGAAAAGUUGAUGGCACAAAAAGACGGUGAAGUUCAAAUUAGGAAUGUGAAAAAAAUGCUGCCAUUCUUGCCAAAAAAUGGAGAUGUUCAAGAAGCUGUAUCGGCAAUAUAUCGAAUUCAGCAGAUGUAUGCACUUGAACCAAUGGAUAUGGCUAGAGGUCUGCUAGAUGGACAACAAUAUAAGGCUACACUUACGCCGUUAGAUUGCUUUGAAAUGGGCAUGUUCUAUGUAAAUGCAAAGUUUUAUGAAAAUGCAAUUAAUUGGCUGACAACGGCUCAGUCACUAAUGAAGCCACGACAUAGGUCCAAUUUAUAUGCUCGACUGGGCUUGUCAAGCACCAAUUUUGCUCUCUUUUUGGCUAAAGCAUACAGGCAAGAUAACAUUGAACAAGCUCGAGCUGUGCUUGAGAACGAGCCUAGCUUACGUGGCGAAGUCGAUAAACUAUUGUAUGAGUUUGGUAAGGAAGAUGCCGAAGUUGAAAAUGAUUAUGAGCAAAAAUCGUUAGAGUUCGAGUUUGAAUAUGGAAAGUUUUGUCGGUCCUCCUAUAAGAUGAAGUUAAAGCGUUUGAGUUGCUUUUAUAAAAGCAAGUCAGCGCCAUUUUUGCAGCUGGCACCUUUUAAAGUGGAACAAUUAUCAUUGGAUCCCUAUAUAGUAGUCUACCAUGAUGUCAUCUACGAGUCAGAGAUAUUGCAGCUCCAAAGCAUGACGAAGUCGCAGCUAAUGGGUACAACCGUAAAAAUUGAAACUGGCAACUUACAAAGUUCCCAACAUCGCACUUCAAGGGGUGCCUGGCUGCCACAUGAUGACUCGAGUGAUGCGGAUCUUGAACUGAUUGAUCGCAUACAGCUGCGCACUGAGCACAUGACGGAGCUACUUUUGGAAAGCAACAUGAAUCUAAACAUGCAAUUUUUGCAUUAUGGCUUCGGUGGACACUAUACCCUACAUCAUGAUUUUUUAAACCUUACCCUCAAGAGUCUCGUAUUUGAUGACCGCUAUGCCACUCUGUUGUUCUACCUUAACGAUGUUCCACAAGGCGGUGCUACUAUCUUUUAUGAUCUGGAACUGGUAGUUAAACCAGAACGCGGCAAGGCACUGUAUUGGCUUAGCGUGGUGCCCGAGACUUAUGAUUUUGAAAAGCGGAAUCUGCAUGCCGCGUGUCCUGUGCUCUUUGGUCAGAAGCUUGCCUACAUAUAUCACGAUGUUCUUUACGAGAGCGAGAUGUUACGCUUGGAGCAAAUAAGCGAGUAUUCACUGGACCGGACAGAAGUAGAUGAUGUAAGCGAGAAGACAAUUUCCCCCUUUCGCACCGCUAGUGGACGAUGGUUAUCACGUUAUGAUAGCGAUUAUGUGGAUCCCUUCCUCUUUCUCCGCUUGCAACAACGCGUUGUGGACAUGACUGGUCUUAGGUUGGAUAGUGAAAUAAAUGAAUCCAUGCAAUUACUACGAUAUGGCUUUGGUGGCCAUUAUGACUUACAUAGCGAUGCUAACAAUGAGGAAAACGCCGAAAACAUGAAAGGCUUUGAAAAAACAUAUUUUGACGAUCGCAUUGCAACCGUUCUUUUUUAUGUAAAUGAUGUGGAAAAAGGUGGCGUCACGGCCUUUCCUUAUCUAAACAUUGCGGUCAAGCCUCGACGUGGUAAGGCAUUAAUAUGGAAUAGUCUGGAUCCAUUUAGCUUUGAUUAUGAUCAUCGCACAUUCCAUGCAGCAUGUCCAGUGCUAUUUCCUUCGUUGCGUAAUUUUUUGUUCUAUUUGGCUCUAGUCUUGGCAUUGGUUCUUAGUCAACAACAUUAUGCCGAACCAAAAAAUUAUAUUGCAUCUAUGAACGAUAAGCUUUCGCUGCUGCAACUCAGAAAGCAAUUUGUGGACUAUCUAAGGUAUUAUGCUUUUAAAUUACAACAAGCGAUUAAAGAGCUAAGCAAUUCUGUUCAACAUAUACAGAGUGUUUUAAAAAGAAAAACUACUGUAAAUGUCAACUUUGAUAUGCUACGUUCAGUGCUACAUCCUGCUGGUUUGGUACAAAUAGAUGCUAUCAAAAGAAUGCUGCCCCAAUUGCCUAAUAGACAAGAUUUUGAAGAAGUAAGGACCGCCAUUUUUCGCAUACAAUUUAUUUACGGUUUGAAUUCAACAAAUUUGGCAGCUGGUUGGAUUGAAGAUGAACACUAUAACAUUACCUUGACCCCUACGGACUGCUAUGAGAUGGCUGCAUUCUAUUUGGAAACUAGAAUGUUUAGCCACGCCUACAAAUGGACACAGACUGCGAUACAAUUGAAUAACAAUUCUAACCGAGGUUUGGAUAAUCCAAUUGGCAUAACUAACGCCAAUAUAAGCUCAUUGAUGGCUUGGUCUCUUACCAGAUUAGGUAAACGUAAACUGGCUCGGGAAGUGCUGGAAAAUGUACCAGAAUUUAGCGGUAAAGUUGACCAGAUGCUAACUGAUUUUAGGUCAACCCUUCCCAAAGGUAUGGCGCAUAAGGACGCAGUGCAAAUGGAGGGCGCAUACGCUAAGCACUGUCGUUCCUCUUUUGAAAACCCUCCCACACGUCUAACUUGCUUUUAUAAUGGCAAUGAAACUGUAUUUGGACGCAUUGCACCCUUUAAAGUGGAACAGAUAUCUGGACAUCCGCAACCUUUUGCCUACAUAUAUCACGAUGCUCUUUACGAGAACGAGAUGUUACGCUUGAAGGAAAUAAGCGAGAACCGGAGAGAAAUGGAUGAUAUAAACGAUAAGAUAAUCGCACCUUAUCGCACCGCUAGGGGACGAUGGUUAUACAGUUAUGAUCGCGAUGAAUCGGAUUAUAAGUUUAUUCUUCAAAUGCAACAACGCAUUAUGGACAUGACUGGCUUAAGGUUGGAUAGUAAAAUAAAUAAUGCUAUGCAAUUGCUAAGGUAUGGCUUUGGUGGCCAUUAUGACUUACAUAGCGAUGCUAAAACUGAGAAAAAUCCCAUUUUUAACGAUCGUAUUGCAACCGUUCUUUUUUAUGUAAAUGAUGUGGAAAAGGGAGGCGCCACGGCCUUUCCCUAUAUGAACAUUGCUGUCAAGCCUCAACGUGGUAAGGCCUUAGUAUGGUAUAAUCUGAAUCCAUUUAGCUUUGAUUAUGAUCAUCGCACAUUGCAUGCAGCUUGCCCAGUGGUAGUUGGCCAUAAGCUGGCUUUAACGCAAUGGAUACAUGAACGUGAUCAGAUGUUUACACUUCCUUGUUACUAUGCUCCAAAAGAAAGAAAAUAUGCUUACAAUACGAGUAUCUUUUCAAAAAUGAUGCUGCAAAAACUACAACAGAAGUGA
This is a messenger RNA of Drosophila busckii, 5796 nucleotides long. RefSeq lists its product as uncharacterized. NCBI's taxonomy places the organism in Eukaryota, Metazoa, Arthropoda, Insecta, Diptera, Drosophilidae. Bases 1 to 5796 code for a protein of 1931 amino acids. The record is from RefSeq and is a predicted model, not a curated record. Gene Ontology annotation, biological process: peptidyl-proline hydroxylation to 4-hydroxy-L-proline. The transcript has 26 exons. Gene Ontology annotation, cellular component: endoplasmic reticulum. Gene Ontology annotation, molecular function: protein binding; procollagen-proline 4-dioxygenase activity; iron ion binding.